CACUGUAGCAGGCUUUGCAGGGCUGCCUCUACACACUGCUAUUACUGCUUAUCGGAAGACCUUAGAGUCAGAAUCUUUUUGUGUAAGAGCUAUGAAUGCUGUGAGCAAUCCCAGUGUCUACAGCAUCUUCACAGCUGUUAGUCUCACUGUUCUUGUUCCUACUGGAGAAAUUACUGGUUCAGAAAUGACUUUGGUGUGUUUGGCAGAUUUUAAGGCACAAGCACAAAAGCAGCUGUCUAAGACCUCCUGGGACUUUGUUGAAGGAGAAGCUGAUGACGGCAUCACCUACAAUGACAACAUGGCAGCAUUUAAAAGAAUCCGCCUCCGCCCCAGAUACCUGAGAGAUGUGUCAAAUGUGGACACCAGGACCACAAUCCAAGGACAGGAGAUCGAUGCCCCCAUUUGCAUCUCACCCACAGCCUUUCACUCAAUUGCCUGGCCAGAUGGAGAAAAGAGCACAGCUAGAGCUGCUCAGGAGGCCAACAUCUGCUAUGUCAUCGGCAGUUACUCCAGCUAUACCCUGGAAGACAUUGUGGCUGCUGCCCCGAGGGGCUUCCAUUGGUUCCAACUCUAUGUGCAGCCAGACUGGGACAUCAACAAGCAGAUGGUUCAGAGGGUAGAAGCCUUGGGUUUCAAAGCUUUGGUGAUCACUGUAGAUGUGCCUAUACUUGGCAAUAGGCGAGGGAACAAGAGAAAUGAGCUGAAUUUGGAGGCAAACAUAAAGCUGAAGGAUCUCCGAUCCCCGGGAGAGAAAAAUUGCACACUUUCUGCUCUCUCGUCUCUGCCAAGUACAUCUUUCUGCUGGAAAGAUCUUUCCUUGCUUCAGAGAAUAACUCGGUUGCCCAUUAUCCUCAAAGGAAUUUUGACGAAAGAGGAUGCAGAAUUAGCAUUGAAGCACAACGUCCAAGGCAUCAUUGUUUCCAACCAUGGCGGGAGGCAGCUUGAUGAGGUUCUUGCUUCUAUUGAUGCUCUGAGGGAAGUGGUGGCUGCCGUCAAAGGGAAAAUUGAAGUGUACAUGGAUGGUGGGGUUCGAACUGGCAAUGAUGUGCUGAAGGCACUGGCCCUUGGAGCUAGGUGCAUUUUUCUUGGGAGACCAAUCCUUUGGGGCCUUGCCUGCAAGGGUGAACAUGGUGUUAAGGAAGUUUUGAAUAUUCUAAAAACAGAAUUGCACACUUGUAUGACACUUUCAGGCUGCCGAUCAGUUUCUGAGAUCAGUCCAGACCUGAUUCAGUUCUCCAGAUUAUAAGGACCUACCGAGAUUGGCUACAAGAGAAAUUCAAGCCUUCAACAUUGUUUGUGAUGCUGUUCUUCUUGGGUCCCAUCAUUCCUAGUAGCUUGAUUUCUCUACCCUCGAAAAUUGAGAUGGAUGAAGAAAAGAUAGCUAAUAGGUACAAGAGGGUGCAUUUGGAUGAAGGAAUAACAUGCAAUGUUCUACAGGAUAACUAUAGUUGACAAUCAAUUGACUAUGUCAAAUAACCAUGUUCCAGCAAGAAAGGAUAUAGUUACGUCUGAUGUGACAUAUCAGUUACCUUAAUUUGAUUAGUAUGUACAUUAUACAUUAUUGAAAUGUUAUACUAUGCCAUAAUUACGUGCAGUCACUAUGUAUCAAUUAAAAUAGCAAUAUAUGUUCAAAAAGAAAUGGGGACAGGGUUAUCCUGAUGUCAUUUUGCUCAUUCUUUCCUGAAAGAAAUAUUUCAAAAGUUUUAAUCCAUGUAGUCAAAGUCUGAAACAUAAUACAACAGAGACCAAAUGUGUGUAUGUAUGAAUUAUUCAAGGUUCUGACACAGCAUGUCACAAAAAUGUUAUGAUCUAUUGUUGACAGUAGCUGACCACAAAAAAAAGCAAGAAGAAGAUUUUGAAACUCAUUUUCAAGACUCUAUGAUUAAAUUAAAAUUAACUAUUCCAGCCACUUACUUAUACAUGAAAAAGAAGAUAUCUUUAUUCUGGUCAUAAUCAUUUUGUCAAAUAAAUCUAAGCCUUUUCAAU
This is a messenger RNA of Arvicanthis niloticus (Nile rat), 1986 nucleotides long. RefSeq names its product hydroxyacid oxidase 2 (gene Hao2). NCBI's taxonomy places the organism in Eukaryota, Metazoa, Chordata, Mammalia, Rodentia, Muridae. The record is from RefSeq and is a predicted model, not a curated record. Gene Ontology annotation, molecular function: FMN binding; (S)-2-hydroxy-acid oxidase activity. Gene Ontology annotation, biological process: fatty acid alpha-oxidation. Gene Ontology annotation, cellular component: peroxisomal matrix.